AUGUACUUUGAAAAACCUGCCUAUUUUAAGGAUAGAAAAUUAGAUAUUUUGAGGUUAUUUCAUAUUUUUACUCGUAAUGAAAUGCCUGGUGAAAAACAUUGUGAGGAUCUAUAUGUGUGUCAUGGACAAAUAUUUGGACUAAAGGAGGAACAGGAAAAGGAGAUAAAACAUAUUAAAAUUCAACGAACUAAAGAAACCAAAAAAUUUAUUUAUUUAACAACUGGUAAUAAUGUAAGAUAUCUUAUUGAGUCACAUUAUUAUAGUAGUUCAGAAAACAGACAGAAAUUAACUAAACUAGUUAAUUCAUUAAAAGCAGUAAUUACAAAUAAACGUACGAUAAAUUCAGUAAAACCAUAUGGUAUAUAUGUACCAGUUCCUAUAUGA
Messenger RNA from Plasmodium malariae, 384 nucleotides. RefSeq lists its product as uncharacterized. NCBI's taxonomy places the organism in Eukaryota, Apicomplexa, Aconoidasida, Haemosporida, Plasmodiidae. Bases 1 to 384 code for a protein of 127 amino acids. The transcript is spliced from 2 exons. The record is from RefSeq and is a predicted model, not a curated record.